CUGAGCGCACCUGAGGCCAUUGUGGAUUCAGCCAUUGUUAACAAGUUGAACCCCCUGUGCCGGACCAUCCUUAAGCCACUGGCUGCCUCGCUGGGCGGCGGUAUUGAGGAGAUUCUGGCGACUAUGCAUCAGGACUUCUCUUCCACACCCCCCGACAAUGAUGACGAUUGUUCAGCUUAUAUUCAGUCUCUGAAGGUAUAA
Dibothriocephalus latus is the source of this 201-nucleotide messenger RNA. Lineage: Eukaryota; Metazoa; Platyhelminthes; Cestoda; Diphyllobothriidea; Diphyllobothriidae. The record is from the annotation of a GenBank genome assembly.